UCUGGAUUCACUGGGAAUGGUCUAACUACACAGCGCGGGGCAAGAUUUUCUUUUUACGAAACUGGAUUGUUGGAUAUAUUUAGCCGAUCUUUUUCGCAACACUGAAAAAGGAUACCUUGCUACAACAAAGGGCACCCCGUGUCUGUGUCUUGCCUCUGAGAAUGUCUAGCAUGGUGUUGCUGUAGUGGAGAGGAGCACCACCUUUGAAUCUGCAGACAGCGACUCGGCCAGUUGAUCACCAUGCCUAGCUUAAGUGUCAGUCCAAGCUCAAAGCUUAACUGUAGCCCUGUAUGGCUCAUCUGUGUUCUCCUGGGCCUCUCGGCUAUACACACUCAUGCCAAAGAUGUCCUUACUGUACCCCAGCAGGUGAGCCUGUCAGACAACAUGGCUACACAGCAACUAUCUAUAUCAUGGCUGGGAGGAGCAGCCACAACCUUUGACCUCAUGAUUCUAAGAACUGAACUCAAUGAAACUGUUUUCUACGAGACUGUCUCUGUGACGUUGAGUCAGGUGAGCGGUCGGCACCAGUGGAACUGGACCUCAGUUGAACCUCUGCAGUGUACCUCGCUGUCCAUCAAAAUCCGCUCAAGAGAUGGACAGACAACAAGUGAAUGGAGCGACACUCAGAUACUUCAAGGAAGCGAUCUCCCCAGCAAUGAGAAAUAUGAGAUGUUCCCCCAGGACAGAAUUGUACCCGUGGGUUCAAACACCACCUUCUGUUGCAUUGUUGAAGAGGGGAAGCAGUUUGGUAGCAUCCACUACGGCACCACAGUCAUGAACACGACACGACUAAGUAGGCGAAGUUACGCCACUACAGUGGUUAAUCAGAAAUUGUCUGACACGACGGGAACCAACGUCAUCUGUUACAAAAACCCGAUGGCCAAUCUGAAUGGAGCGGUGGUGUUUGUUGGAUAUCCUCCACUGCCCAGUGAUUUUGCGUGUGAGACUCGUGACUUAACCUCAGCGGUGUGCCAGUGGAAUGAAGGACGAGAUACAAACUUGUAUGGCAAACGAAGAACUCGCUUCUCGAUGAACAAUAGGAACUGUACUUUGAGCAGCCCGCAGGAGAAGCAGAAAGAGUGUAGUCUGCCCCAGUGGGAGGGUAACUGGACACUGUUAGCCAGUAAUCCGCUCGGCCAGUACAGCCUUACUGACUCUGCUGAGCUCAGUCACAGAGUGCAUCCAGUAGCACCAGAUAACCUGAAUUGUGUUGUCCAUGCCUGGAAUGCCACUGUGCUGUGGCAGUGGAAGUACGACAGAUACUCCUCCCUGGCUCUUGUCUGCCAGGUAGAGCUUGCCUCCCAAGGGUACAAAACAAAUCGUACCUUCUCUGGUGUGGGUCUGCGGUCGGCGGUUCUAUCAGACCUGCAUCCUGAUGAAGACUACACUGUUCAAGUCUUCUGCGGUGCCCAGCAGAAUUUCUGGAAGUGGGGAACCUGGAGCGAAAUAUUUUCCUUCAAAACCAGCACUUAUGUUCCAGAUGCUCCUGAUGUGUGGAUGUGGAUGAACAAAGACUACACUGGGCAGGUCAUUUGGAAGCCUCUGACACGAAAAGAGAGCCAUGGUCUGAUCACAGGUUAUGAAGUUACUCUCUGGAGCCCUGAGGAAAAUGUACAGCACACAGAAAUUAUUUCACCGGAUACUUCUGCUCUACCAAUCAACCUCACACAGAUCGCUACCUUCAGUAGUAGCAACAAGGUCAUGGCAACCGUCAUUGCAAAGAACACUGACGGGGUCUCUCAGGCUGCAAGUGUACUUAUACCUCUACGUUUGACAGAGGUGGAUCCCGCUGUGUCCAGGCCAGUUUAUACGGACAGAGGUUUCCCUCUGUUCUGGCAGAGCGAUGCCAACGCCACCUGUGCUUAUGUGGUCGAAUGGUAUGAAGCCUCCUGCAAGUGGAACUGCCCCGUGGAAUGGAUUAAGGUGGCCGCUGGAAACACUAAUGUCUCCAUUGAGUCAGCCGACUUCCAGCCAGGUGUGAGGUACAACAUUUCCCUGUACAGCAGCUCCUCAGAGGCCCCAGUGCUGUUGCAGCGCUGGCAGGGAUACUUGCAGGAGCUGGUCCCUUCCAGUUCUGUCCCUCUGUCAACCACUCAGGAGGACUCUGAUAUUCUCCUUACCUGGGGAGAGAUCCCGCUGGUCAGCAGAAGAGGAUUCCUCUUGGGCUACAACAUUUACAUGAGUAGUGGCUCCCAGCUCACACUUCUAGCCAAUCUGUCAGACCUAGGAAGCAGGAGCUACACAGUCAAAGGUCUCUCUGAAGGCUCCUAUAAAUUUACUGUAAAGGCCUACACCUCAGCAGGCGAGGACACAGGGGCCACCGCCUCCAUUACGCUGGAGCCAUACGCUGAUUGGCUGAUCCUGGAAACAUUGGCUUCUAUGGGAGUCACAGCCUUAUUCCUGGUCAUCGUCACCUUCAUUUGCUACAAGAAAAGGAAAUGGGUGAAAAAGGCGUUCUAUCCAGACAUACCUGAGCCCAAGCUGGCUGGUGAUUGGUCCAGGUCACAGGGGCCGUUGGAUGUGAAGCCGUCUCCCCACAGUUUGGUCCAUAUGGUAGAAAGGCCUGAGUGGGAUUCUAGUAAAGAAGCGCUCGUCGUCAUUCCUGAAGAAGACGAGGAUGAAGAAGGGCAGGAGACAGGGCACGAGCCAGUUGACACAGAUGAGCCUACGUCAUUACGCUACUACAACCAAGUGGUAGAUGAGCGGCCCAUAAGACCACGUUACCCAGACUCCUCUGGUUCUUCUGCAUCCUCUUUGGAUUCAGCACGCACCGAUGUGACAUACACGGGAAUCCAGAGCUCAGGGUCUUCUUUGGUCUUCCAGCUGGAUCCUCCGGGCUCUUCUGAGGGCCAUCAACCCCAGGCUGACCUGUUGUUCUGUGGAGGAGGAGGAGGAGGAGGAGGAGGAGGAGGAGGUUACCGGCCCCAGAUGCAAUCUAGAGCCCUAUGUGAUGACAUGGGCCCAGCUUCACCCAAGCCUUUCCCCGAGCCCCAGGUUGCCAGCGCUGGGGGCUACAAACCCCAGAGCUCCUGGCAUUUUGACUCCCCGGUGGAGGCCGGGGAAAGUGACGGCCUUGCACCCUCUCUUGGAUCCCCCACCUCAAUUGCUUCCACUCAGUUCCUCCUCCCUGGUGGAGAUGAACAUGAAGAGGAGAAACGACAGCCCUCAUCAUCGGCGGCAACCUGGUUCACCAACUUGUUGUCAUCUACAAAACCAUGAUAUCAUCUCUCUCUCACUACGAGCAGCCAGGCCAGGGGGGUUAACAUAACACUUUCAGAUUCAUUGCUGUUACCUGUCUCAUGCAUUAAACAAGCCUAACCCAUAUGGGCAAGUAAAUAUCCCCUCUGAUAGCACUAAAUUAAAGUUGCAUUUUGACAGCAGGUUUUUAAUGCUAUUUAAGGUGUUUAUUCCAAAGAUACAGAAAUAUGUAUACUUAGAGUAAUUUUUUUCUCUGUAAUGCAAAUAUCAUAAAUCAAAAUCUGUAUAUUUAUAUAUCAAAACAUCUCUAUUCUGACAACAAAUCUCUCCAAAUUAUUUCUUCAUACCUCUUUUCAAACAUAUUUAUUGCUCCCCCUGGCAACCUGGUGGCUGUCACGUCCCCUCACUGCCUUUUCUGUGACUCCCUGUAAUGGGCAUUUAGCAAUGGCAUAUCCUGUGUUUCAGUUGAGUAUGUCCAGUUUUUAGCUUGCAUUUCAGAUGUUUUUAUUUUUCUGUGAUGUGAACUUUGCUACACUACAGAAGAAAACUGAAAACAAGAAUCAAACCAAAUGACGGAACAAUAAAAGUAAAGGACAUUUUUGGAAUAACUCUACAAAGGAACAGGUUCAAUAGAAGUUCUCUAAGUAGACAGAAAACCUCUUUACAGUAUCCAUGUCUUCUGCUGGUUCGCCGUUGGGAUAAUCUUGCCUGUUUUGUGACAGCUGAUGAGCUACUGAAAGGAAAAGAGGCAUUUAGCUGGAAUUUUUUUUGUGACAAUUUUAAAGUCAUGUAAUGAUGGCACUCUCCUGGAUCAAUACCGAGGUAGUUCCUAUCCUUACAGAUGUGAUCUAUCUUUCACACAUUACUGUCUGAACAGUGAGCUGUUGAAGUGGAAGAUGCACUCGUGAAUGAGAAGAGUCAUUGUUUUACACAGACACAGAAGUGGUGCUGUCUGUUAUGACCUGGAAUUGUGUGGGUUAUGAGCCCUGUGGAUAUAUACACUGAUAUAAGCUAGAAGAUAAAUACAAACUGAGGUAUUUUAAUGAACUAACACACUAUUAUGUUACUUUGGGGUGGUUUUAUUUGUUUUGUCUUCCUUAACCAGUAGAGGGUUUUUUGCAGUAUUUUUUCUUUCUUGUUAUGAAAAGCAUUUCACAGUCAGGCCAGUGUCCUUUUUUAUGUUGCUAUGUGUCGUGCAUAAUCCUCAAGUUGAUGAUUGGUAUUGGACAGAUUAUGAAAAUGAACUUUGAUGAAUAAUUACAGUGUUUAAAUUGCCUUGAUAAAUGUUAUGCUUCCAAUCAUUUGCACCAUAUCACUUUUCACACACUGCCUUGCUCCUAAAUGUUAUGUAUAAUGAAAAACAAUAUCUUACAAUAAUGCAUUUCAGAAAUGAUCAGAAAAGUAUUGUAUUGGACAUCUACGGGCACUGAGCCUAACAUCUACAAAAGAUGUGCAUUUUAAUAAAUUGUAGUAAGCGCUGACAUUUCUAAACUUUGGUUACAUUAUAACUACCAUGAUGUUUACUCUCAACCCACAUGUCUGAGUAGUUGUAAAACAAAGAAAAAAGGUUUUCUUUCAUGGCUUUGUCUUCAAGCUCAGAGAUGGCAGAUAAUGCAUUAGAUGUCAAUGUGCUGUGCAUGAAAGCUUGUUUAUUUUUUAGAGAGAUCUAAGUCUACAAUAGAUUUUUUUUUUUUUUCAAAUGUGACUAUUUAUCUUUUUAUUGCAGACUUUUCUUGAAGCCUCCUUGUACAUUUUGUGACUGGAAAAAGGGACCAUGAAAUGCUAUCACUUAGCUUUUUUUGACAAAAAUGUGUGGAAAUGGCCUUGUGAAUAUUGGUCAUUUGAAAACACGUUGGCAUCUCUAAUUGCCCAAGUAGACUCCACUUACUCCAUUUGCUCUCCACUGAUGUGUACAGUGGGUGUUAAGGAUGCACUAUUGGCUAGGCUUCCCAAAAGCAUCAUAAUGCAAAGAUUAUCCUUUGAUAUUCUAAUCCAGUGGUAACCAGGAUGUUUAUUUUAUCAUAUUUCUCAGGCCAUUGCUUGCCUGUGUGGCAGCCUGUGCCUGUGGUUUAUUGUUUCUUCCUCCAGCCAACAAGCUUUAAGUAAAACUACUGUGACAUGAAUGAUGACUUAGACUUACUAUAAUAGAUGGCUUCACUGAUGACAGGCAGGCAGGCAGUCCUCUUUGACUACUGACAAACACAUGUCUCCUCUUUUUCUUUGUCUUGUAACACUGAUCUAAAUUUAAGCAUGUUUUAGGUGGAAAAUGGUUGAAAAAACAAGUUAAAAGCUAGCUUUCCCCAGUCAAAUUGAGUAAAGAGUGAAUCAACCUGUUGCAUUGUGAGAUCAGUGAUGACUUCAAGGCAGUGGUAAAGGGUGGAUAUAGUUUUGAGUAUCUAAACAUGGCUGCAAAUUGUUUUCCUUUGAAGACUGCUUUCUCAAACAAGCACGGCUUUGGAGACUAACCUAUGAACGCUAUGUGUUACACGCUUUUAUGUUGAUUUGAAUCAACACAAUGGCACCUUUUUAAUUUUUUCUCUAGAUCUUUGUUUUUAUACAUCUAACUGUACAUAAUUGUAAUUUUCUUUCAUUUAUUUUCGUCCUACAAUACAAAUGAAUAUUCCCUAAUGUUUGUGUUGGCGACACCAGAUAUGUACGUAGAGUCCCAUAAAAUAUAAAGGCAUCACACUUUGACUGUAUAUUUGUUGUGUACUUAAACACAUGGAAACCUUUCAAAGUGUGUCUGAAAACUCAUGUAAACUGAAUAAGCAUUGUGAUCCUGUCUUCAUAUAAUAGUUAAGCCUGCUUUGCAUUCCUAUCUUAUCACAGCAAUAUCACUUUGACAGACACAUUGUAAUUAUUGGACUAAAGUCCUCACCAUGCAGACUCGUACACGCCGACAUGCAAUUCUCCAUUCAGUCCACUACAUUUUUUUCAUUGUCCACCCACAUUUUUACUGGAGCCUAUGCUUACUCUGUAAACCCUAACAAUUGUGUGUGUUAUACAGCAGGUUAAACGUGCUGCUCAACACAUAUUCAUCACUGGCCUUAGAUUUUCUUUUAAUUAAAUCAACGCAUGUUGUAUAAGCUAUAACUGCAAAACAGUGGCUCGUAAAUCCUUUAAACUCUAUGUUUAUGUUUCGUUGUAGCUUUAAAACACUAACACAGAACAAUGUUGUGCAAGACAAGAUUACUGAAGUAUUGUGCACAUGAAAAAGGCUUUCAUUUCUGAAAAUGUUUUAAAUUUCAUGAUAUUUUGCAGAAUAUUUUACUAUGGAUUGAACAAAAAGAGACUUCUGAGUGAAUAAAUAAAUGUUAACACUAAUAACACAAAUUAAAAUGCUACUUGCUUAAAGGCAAUAAAGUUAUUUGUCUGGCCACUUG
Molecule: messenger RNA, 6581 nt
Organism: Cottoperca gobio
Lineage: Eukaryota; Metazoa; Chordata; Actinopteri; Perciformes; Bovichtidae
Product: leukemia inhibitory factor receptor-like
Molecular function (GO): protein binding
Source: RefSeq, a predicted model, not a curated record